Molecule: messenger RNA, 513 nt
Organism: Lucilia sericata (common green bottle fly)
Lineage: Eukaryota; Metazoa; Arthropoda; Insecta; Diptera; Calliphoridae
Product: putative cyclin-dependent serine/threonine-protein kinase DDB_G0272797/DDB_G0274007
Exons: 1
Coding region: 1-513 (170 amino acids)
Source: RefSeq, a predicted model, not a curated record
AUGUCUUCAACAAACUAUCCUUCUAAAUCCAACGAUUUCUCAGUCGUAGAAUACUCCCAUAAGAAAUUUGCUAAGCAUACAAACAAGCGCAAGCAAAUAGAAAUGGAAGAUAAGAAAAACGAAAUCAGUGCUCAAACUAUAUUGGAAAUGGCAAACAAUAAAACGGAACAACCUUUAAGCAAAAGAAAACAAACUAAAGCUUUAUUUAGACCCUGGUUGGAUGAGGGAGUUAAGGAAAAAACUAACACAACAGCUAAAGUUUUGAACCCAAAGGCCCCUAAACUUUAUAACAGACCUCAACAAAGCAAAUGGAAUCACCAACAAUUGGCUCAACUUAUACAUCAAUACAAUCAACAGGCUCAACAGUAUUUAUUGCAGCAGCAACAAUACUACGCCUACUAUCAACAGCAACAGGUUGCCGCCAGACUGCAACAUGCUGCAUAUCUGCAGCAACUACAACAAAUGGCCUCACAGCAGCAACAGCGACAAUUAUUUGUGUUUGGUCAACAAUAA